This is a messenger RNA of Morus notabilis, 2340 nucleotides long. Its product is annotated as pentatricopeptide repeat-containing protein At3g12770. The record is from RefSeq and is a predicted model, not a curated record. Bases 100 to 2340 code for a protein of 746 amino acids. NCBI's taxonomy places the organism in Eukaryota, Viridiplantae, Streptophyta, Magnoliopsida, Rosales, Moraceae. Gene Ontology annotation, molecular function: protein binding; RNA binding; zinc ion binding. Gene Ontology annotation, biological process: RNA modification. The transcript has a single exon.
UUUAUGGAAAGAUGCCCAAAUUUGAAGACAUUGGUCAUUUAUUGGGUUGUUUUAGAGGCAAAACCCAUGAAGAAUGUUAAAUCUUGACCAACUUCACGCAUGGCUUUGAGUCUUUCUCUCAUCAAAGAAAUCCGUUACCCUUCUUCCAUUUUAACUUACCUGUUUUUCCCACUCUCCAAUUUCAGACCGUUAUUUUCACGAACCUUAACAUCCUUUGAAUUUCCAGCGUUCCUAUUCUCCUCUAUCAAUCAAUAUUCUUCUUCACCUCUCCACAUAUACCCUUCUUGCAACCAUGGAAGGCUCUACUAUUGCUACGGAGACAUCUCAUUCUAUGCAUAUCUCCUUGGUAGUUCGACCCACAAAAAGCAUCUGGAUCAAAUCCAUGCUCAGUUGCUCAUCUCGGGUCUGCAACAAAACGGUUUCUUGAUUACGAAAUUGGUGAAUGUAAGCUCGGAUAUCGGAUGCAAUUUUUAUGCCCGCAAGUUGUUCGAUGAAUUUACUGACCCUGAUGUGUUUUUGUGGAAUGCAAUUGUUAGAGGUUAUUCGAAACACAAUAUGUUUGGAGAUGCUCUUGAAAUGUACUCUAGGAUGCAAGCAAUGGGGGUUAGCCCGGAUGCUUUUACUUUUCCGCACGUGCUCAAAGCUUGCAGUGGAUUACAGGCACUUGAAUUUGGUCGCCGGGUACAUGGGCAGACAUUCAGAUAUCGGUCUGCUUGUGAUGCGUUUGUGCAAAACAGUCUUGUGGCGUUUUAUGCGAAAUGUUGUCAAAUAGGUCGUGCUAGGAUGGUGUUUGAAAGGUUAUGUGACAGGUCGAUUGUUUCAUGGACUUCUAUAAUUUCUGGCUACGCGCAGAAUGGGGAGCCUAUGGAGGCUUUGAGAAUUUUCAGUCAGAUGAGACGAUCAAACGUCAAGAUAGAUUGGAUUGCACUUGUAAGUGUUCUUAGGGCUUACACUGAUGUAGAAGAUUUGGAACAAGGGAAGGCUAUCCAUGGUUGUUUAAUUAAGUUGGGUCUUGAAUCUGAAACUGACUUGCUCAUUUCGCUCACAGCCAUGUAUGCAAAAGGUGGGCAAGUCACGGUUGCCAGGUCGUUUUUUGAUCAGAUGGAAGAACCGGGUUUAAUAUUGUGUAACGCCAUGAUUUCUGGUUAUGCAAAAAAUGGUCACGCCGACGAAGCUGUGGAGCUAUUCCGAAAGAUGAUAGCUAAGAACAUAAGAACAGAUUCCAUCACUUUGAGAUCUGCUAUUUUGGGUGUUGCCCAAGUGGGUUCUCUAGAACUCGCAAAAUGGAUUGAUGAUUAUGUGAGUAGGACAGAGUAUAAAACUGAUAUUUUUGUUAACACAGCCCUAAUUGAUAUGUAUGCCAAGUGUGGAGACAUUGAUUUUGCUCGUGAAGUGUUUGAUAGAACACCUGAUAAAGAUGUUUUUGUCUGGAGUGCAAUGAUUGUUGGCUAUGGACUGCAUGGCCGAGGACGAGAAGCAAUUGAUACUUACUACGCUAUGGAGCAAGCUGGAGUUCUUCCUAAUGAUGUCACCUUCCUUGCGGUUCUCACAGCCUGCAACCACUCGGGGCUUGUGGAAGAAGGAUGGAAGCUUUUCCACUGCAUGAAAGACUACGCUAUUGAGCCCCAAAACCAGCAUUAUUCUUGUGUUGUUGAUCUACUUGGACGUGCAGGCUACGUGGAAAAAGCUUAUCAUUUCAUCAUGAAGAUGCCAAUCGAACCCGGUGCAAGUGUAUGGGGAGCGAUUCUGAAUGCGUGCAUGAUUCACCGCCAUGUGAAAAUUGGAGAAUAUGCUGCAGAGAAGCUUUUUUCCUUAGACCGGUCUAACACUGGGUACUACGUGCAACUUUCAAAUAUAUAUGCCUCAGCUCGUAUGUGGGAUUGUGUUGCAAAGACACGAGCAGUGAUGAAGAGGAAAGGGCUAAGUAAGGAUCUUGGCUAUAGUGCAAUUGAGAUCAAUGGAAAGCUACAAGGAUUUCGUGUGGGAGAUAAAUCGCACCCGAGGUCUCGGAAGAUUUUUGAGGAGCUUGAGAAUCUAGAGAGGGGGUUGAAGGAGGCAGGAUUCGUGCCACAUACUGAGUCCGUUCUACAUGACUUGAACUAUGAAGAAAAGGAGGAGACCCUUUGUAAUCAUAGUGAGAGGAUAGCCAUUGCUUAUGGCCUUAUUAGUACUGCUCCAGGUACAACACUCAGAAUAACCAAAAAUCUUAGGGCAUGUGUGAAUUGUCAUUCAGCAACUAAGCUUAUUUCCAGGCUUGUCAAUAGAGAGAUAGUCGUUAGAGAUGCUAAUCGUUUCCAUCAUUUCAAGGAUGGAUUUUGUUCUUGUGGAGAUUAUUGGUGA